AUGUAUAUCCGUCCCGCCCAGCCUUCGGAUGAGCCAGCCAUAGUCGCGCUAUGCGCCCGCGCCUUUUACAAUGAGGACCUGUUCGGUCGAGUCAUGCACCCGCAUAGAGAUCAGUACCCCGACGACUUGCAAAUCUACUGGCGAGAAGUCGUCCGCCGCGACUGGGCAGCGCCGCGCAACAGGGUCUUCGUCGUCGUGCGUCCCCGGAAUCCCGAACAACAUCAACAGGACAAAGAAGAAGAUGAAGUAGUCGGCAUGGCCAUCUGGCAGCGUCAAGGCAACGACGCAACCGCUCAGAAAAUCAUAAAAGAACACAUUGACCCAACCCCUCUCUUCUCACCCGUCUCCCCGCGCAAAAACCGCGCCGCAGACCCCACCAAAAAGGACCACCUCACCAACUCUGCAAAAUACACUCAACACUACUGGACCGGCGUCCACUCGGAAAACUGGUACCUCUCCCUCUGCGCCGUGGAUCCCGCUUACGCCGGUCGCGGAUACGGACGGUUGCUCGUACAAUGGGGGCUUGAGCGUGCGCGCGAAGAAGGUGUCGAUGCAAGCGUUGUUUCGAGCGAAGAGUCGCCGGGGUUUUAUCUACGGUGCGGGUUCGAUGAGGUGGUGGGGAAUGCGCAUGAGGGCGAAGGGAAUCCACUGAAAGUGGAUGGGGUUAGAGGCGGGGAUAUUUUGUUCAUGUGGGGAAAGAGGGAGUGA
Molecule: messenger RNA, 708 nt
Organism: Bipolaris maydis ATCC 48331
Lineage: Eukaryota; Fungi; Ascomycota; Dothideomycetes; Pleosporales; Pleosporaceae
Product: acyl-CoA N-acyltransferase
Molecular function (GO): acyltransferase activity, transferring groups other than amino-acyl groups
Source: RefSeq, a predicted model, not a curated record